UGACUAGUGAGUGACAGUGACGUCAGUGUGACACUGUGACUGUGAGUGAGUGUUCCAGUGACACUAAUGACAUUAUUCCUUUAUCGUACUGACUUAUUGUGUAACAAUUAGGCCUAAAUACAAAAAAAAAAUAAUUUUGUUGUGGUAACUUAGGCCUGACAAGAUUUUGUAGUUUAGUGCUACCUAGGCCUAUUCUUGCAGGUUCAAUACAUUAUUAAUUUAGGAGAUACAAGAUAAUUCCAAGAAUAAUUUAAGUUGUCGAGAUUGUUCAAGAUGGCGUUUUCCUGGAUAUUAGGUGGAAAGAAGAAAGAAGAAAAACAAGCACCGGUAAUAGAGGCUGUUGAAGUGGGCUCUGAUGAAGGUUAUACAAUUAUUCAAGCCAAUACUCCUCAGGUAGGUGGAUUGUAUCCUCAGAUUCCAUCUUCUGCUUACUCAACCAACCCAUACACACCACUACCAUACUACCCAGUGUUGCCUCAACGAGGGAAUCAACAAACGGCUGACACCAAUGCAAGGACUCAUGUACAAAACCAACUUGAUGGAAUACCAUUUGUGUUGAACCCAGCUUUGGAACAAUCAUCCAAGCAAACCCAUCUAGCAGGACUUGAAGAAUUGCGAAGGGCCGUGUUUCAAAUUGCUGCAGAUAUAAAUGACUCAGCGUAUAGCUAUGACUUUAAAACAGAAUAUAAUAUAAUGCGGGAAGCGUCUGCGUAUCAUGAAAGUUAGAUGUGAAGUAAAGUAUAAAACAGAUCAAUAAGUUGUAAAUGUUAUCUUUAAAUCUGUACUAUUUGAUUUAUGGCUGUUAACUUCUUUUUAUAAGUUAAUGAGAAUUGUAAUUUAUUGUUAAAUAUUUGUUCUUAGUCACAACUUCUCAAUUACAAAAGUUAUAAAUUUAUUUUUCAUAUAGUUAUUUUUCUAUUAGAAGAAUCAAACACAUAAAGAUAAAGAUUUGCACAAGACCCACAGCCACAAAUAUUUUACGGAUAUUUAUAUUAACUGGUGUUUGUAAAGAAUCAUAUUAAAUACAUUAGUUACUGAUCAACUAUUAACAAAAUACAUGCAAAAUAACGUAUAUUUUGUAUAGGUAAUAAAUAAGUUUGAAUUGAAGAAGCUGUUGACCAAUUAAAGAUCAAAUAGCCACUUUUAGGCCGUUUGGUGAGAUUACUUGCUGCUUACACUAACUAUUCAAACUUAUAAAAACUAUUGCAUCUCACAUACUAAAAAAAGAAUGUUUACAAAACAGCUAAUGUUUGAUUAUUUUAAUCGGUUUUAAGUUACAUCUUUUAUUGCUGUUUUAAACAGUUGUUUGCCUUAUUUUGUAAAAUAUUUCUACUAUUUUGCGCUACCGGUAGUGCUAGUUGAUGCAGUAAAAUAGUUCACUGGAUACCGGUACCGAUAAAUAAUCCAUCAAAGGAAUCCCUUUACCUUGUUUUCUUUGGCUUCAUUAUAUUAAACCUCUUUACUUUCCGUGCAAAUCAUAUUAUUUUUCUAACUUAAAUUCAACAAAUACAUAAAAUACACCCAUCGCAGCAAACCUGCAGACUAAGCAAAUUUCCAUUUAUCUGGCUCGAUUUAUAAUAAAAUAUUCCCUUAAAGUUGUCAGAUGUAUUUCCUAUUUAAAUAAUACCUAUUAAUUUUUGUGAUAACUUGGGUUUGCUGCUAAAGGGAAUGUAUUGAGGUGUGUUUUUUAUAGAAAUUUUGAUAGAUUAUUAUGAAAUAAACAAAAUUGCCAAAAUUGAUUAAAAUAAACAAGCAAACUACAACAGUUUAUAAGAAAAACAUAGGUAUUAUAAAUUUACAAUUUUUUUUAAAUAUCUGUAAACGUUUGGGCAUACAACAACGCUUCAAAAUACAAAAUUAUUUAUUUUUUUAAGCUCUACAAAAUUGUUUGGAAAGAAAUGAUGAAAUGUUAUGUUUGUAGGGUCAAAAUGGGAAAAUUAAUUUUCACCCCAUAAAAACCCCCGUUCCCAUAGUCCGAUUAUGCUGGUUCGCGAACUCGUUGAAAUAAAUGUAAAGGUUUACAUAAAUUGAAUCAAAAUCGGAUCAUUUUUGCUCGAGUUAUCGCGCUAACAGACACACACACACACACACACACAUAUAUAUAGAUAUUGGGCUCUGGGGACCUCAAAACGAAAAAAGUAAUUCGGUCCUGGGUCUAGGUCUUAUCAUGAGACCUACGGUAAUAGCUUAUUCCCUAUAUAGGAAAUUCGCUAAAAACAAAGACUAUGAGAGUCUUGGUGCCUCAAUAUAUUUAUUGAAAACAGUACCUAUUAACCCCUUCGCUUACAACGACGGCGAUCCGCCGUCGCGCUCCCGUUAGCCAUUGUGUGAAGCGACGGCGAAUCGCCGUCCGCUAUUAAAACCUGUUUGUGCCGAGUUAGUUCCCCAGAAAUCCAAUAGAUCGCAUAUGCUUCUUGUUCUAUGAUUUCCAGGCUUUCUUUUGGUUAUAUUUUCGUCAUCUCAGUCCAGUCCAAUCGGCAAAAAAACUGAAGUUGAAAUGGUGCAACUUAGCAGCUGACGACGUCUACUCUGGUUUCACAGCUGAUACGUUGUUGUGUUUACUUCGACGAUGUAAACAUUGUGUUAGAGCCUUGUUUUACUUUAUUAUUUUAUUGAAAAGUGUAGUUAUCUUAUAAAAUAAGUUAUAGAAUUUACUUAGUGUAAGUUUUUAUCAGUAUUUUACUUUUUCGUCGUUAUAAUGACUGAGUUAUUAGGCCUAUCAUGUCGUGUUUCACUUCGUCGUGAUAAAGAUUGAGCUACAGUAUCUUGUUUUACUAUAUUAUUCAAUUGAAAAGCUUUUGUAUAAUACGAUGAGUCUUCAAAAUAACUUGGUAUUCGUGGAUGAAUGUGGAAAAGAGUUAGAUGAAAGUGACAUCAUAAAACUUAUAGGGGAUUGUGACAGUGACAGUGAUUGUGACUUGUUUGAGGAGAGUGGUUGGAGUGAUGAUGAUGAUUUGGAAGGGAGCAGAAUUCAAGUGAGUAAUAAGUCUAAUACGCCUAUUGAUUAUGAGACCACAGUUUCCCCAGAACAUAAUACUAAUUGUGUUAGGCCUAGGCCAUUAGAAAGUGACCAGUUGUUGCUUGAACAGCCUUCUUGCAGCUAUGCUAGGCCUAUGACCCCUCCAGAUGCCCUUACUGUCCAAUAUAAUUCAGAUUUGUCUAGUAGGCCUGAAAUAUUUGAUCAGCAUGUAUCUUCUCCAUCACGUGAUGAAGAAUUGCCUAAAUCAGUCCAGUUUCUUGAUCGGUUAUACUGCGGUAGUAUGAGCGCGCCUUCUCUCUCGCCUACACCGAGUGAGGAAGCUGACGACCCUGGUUUCCCUGACUCUAGGCCUAUAAAUGAUAUAGAUAGUGGCAGGCAUAUGCCUAUGACCCCUCCAAAUGUCCAAUCUGAUUUAGAUUUGCCUAUUAGGCCUGAAUUAUUUGACCAGCUUGCAUCUUCAAUCGUGCCUGCCCUCUCACCUACACCGAGUGAGGAAGCUGACGACCCUAGCUUUCCUGACCCUAGGCCUAAAAGUAAACCUGUUAGGGGCAGGUCUAGAGGAAGAGGUAGGCCUAUAGGAAAAAAAGCUAUUUCACAACCAUCUAAGCCUACUAAAAGGUCCAAAACUCAAACUAGUAACGAUACAGCUCCACCAAAAAAGAAGAAAAAGGAGGGUUGGCAGUGGACCAGUACCAUAGAAAGUAAUAUAAUAAAUAAAAUCCCUUUUACUGGUUGUCCUGGUGUUAGAGCAAGUUUGGCUAGAAGUUUAGGCUCAGCUCCCUCUGAAUUAGAUGUUUUCAAUGCGUUUCUUGAUAAUGACUUUUGGCAACAUGUUGCAACAGAGACUAAUAAUUAUGCCAAAGAAACAAUUAAGAAAAAGAACGAAGCAGGCGGGGUAGGAAAAACUAUAUACUCAGAAUGGUUUGACACAACUGCAGAUGAGAUGGCUUGUUUUUAUACACUGUGUGUCCUUAUGUCGCUUGUAAAAAAAAGAACCAUACAAUCAUACUGGUCGCCUAAUGCUGUAACUGAGACCCCUUUUUUUCGUAAAGUGAUGCCAUUCCGCCGUUUUUUGCUACUGUCCACAUUUUUCCACCUUACAGACAAUAAUAGGAAACCUGUGAAUGAUAAACUGUGGAAGUUAAGGUACGUUAUUGAGUACAUGAACAGGAAGUUUUCCCAUCUGUACAUACCUGAUGAAAACAUAGCUGUCGAUGAGAGUCUUAUGAAGUUCCGAGGGAGGUUGGGCUAUGUCCAAUUUAAUCCCAAGAAGAGAGCCAGAUUUGGCAUAAAGUUUUACAAGUGUUGUGAAUCUGGAAGUGGUUAUUGUUCUAAAUUUAAGAUCUAUACUGGAGCUGAAGUCAAAGAAAAUGUACCGGUUGAAGAAGGAAGUGGGGAUUCUACACAGGAGGAAAAGCUGUUAACGAGUGAGGCGAUAGUCGUUGAAAUGACAAAAGAUUUGGCAGGAAAAGGACAUACUCUGACAAUUGAUAAUUGGUACUCCUCACCUCUUCUCUUCUAUAGACUUAAGCAAAUAGGUUUCAAUGUAAUUGGAACAGCUAACUGGUGGAGAUCAAACAUGCCAGAGAGCUUCAAAGAGGGUAAACUUAAGUUGGGCGACUACGAGACAGCCUAUAGCCACGAUAUGUUAGCAGUAAGGUGGCAGGACAAGAAGCAAGUUUGCAUUUUGUCUACCUUUCAUCAAAAAGCUGACAAAAGAUCAACUGGCAAGAAAGACAGAGUUACCCAAGAAAUUAUAACAAAGCCAGAACCAGUGAUCUACUAUAAUCGUUCAAUGGGUGGAAUUGACCGCGAGGAUCAGCAAUUAGCGUCGUUUCCUAGUAUGAGGAGGUAUGCUAAGGGAUACAAGAAGAUCUUCUUUUACAUAAUGGACAUUGGCCUUUUUAACUCUUAUGUAGUGUUCAAAAAAUUAACCAGAAAAAAAUUGGGGUUCAGUGAGUUCAAGGAGAGGUUUGUCAAGCAAAUGUUUGAGUCGCGACAACUGCCACCGUACAAUCGAAGAGGACGAUCAUCCAACUCAGAAACACCUCUGAGGCUCCAGGCAGCAACUUGGGGACAUUUUCCUAGGCCUAUUCCUCCAAAUGAAGUCAAACAAACACCUUCAAGAAGAUGUAAGGUGUGUAGUGCCCAGGGAAAGCGCAGUGACAGCCGAUGGGAGUGUGAGCUCUGCCUUGUCGCACUUCACAUGCCAGAGUGUUUCAAGGCAUACCACACCAAAAUGAACUUUGCUUGACAUUUGGUGAGUUUUUAUAAGUGUCAUACAGUAUUAUAGACUAGUUCCAAAACAUAUAUGAGCCCUAUGUAGCUAAAAAUUACCAAUAAAAAAGUUUUUUUUAAUUUUUUAAUUUUUUUAUUUUAUUUUUAUAUGGUAUAAUAAAAAAUUAUAGUUAUAUUUUUUUGGGAAAUAUUUAUAUAUUUUGAAUCUACAUUUAAUUUUGAAUAAGAAAAUAAUAAUAUCUUGCAUAUAAAUAGUAAAUGUUGCCUGAAAAAAAAUUAAAUCAGAAAUGAAUGAAACUAGCCACAACAAAUUCGUUUGUUUUGGCCUAGGCGGGUAAAAAAAAAAUCAUAAGUGAAUGGGUUAAUAAUAAUGGACAACCACCAUUUCUAGCAUGAUAGGCUUCAAAUGUGCUCAAAGGUUUAUACAUACAGUAUUGUACUGUGACCAAUGCCUAGCAACCAUCUAUGUCCGUUGGUACAAAUAUUUCUUUUAUCUUCAAUUUUGAGAUGUUGAAUAUGCAUGUGUAAAUAUAAAAUGUCACCCUAUAUCUUGUGUAUGCAUUUCAAAUAUAAAUAUGUAUCUGUAAGUAUAUUAUGUAAGUAAACAUGUUACAUUAUAAUUUAUAUUGUUUUAAUAUUUCUGUAAUUAAUGUAUGGCCAUUGCUUCAUAAAAACGAUGGUGCAAAUACAAAUUAGAUAGGAGUAGCCCAUCGGAUUUGCAAUCUUGUCACAUUAAAUUAAUUUCACUCAUGAUUCAUAAUUUUGAUGAAUUGAUAUACGUCAAUUAGAGAUAUAAAAAAUUACUAUGGUUUUUUAAAAGUGAAAGCCACGUACAAUUCAUCAUCUGUACAGGCUCUCAAGAGUAAAAGACUGUGCAUGAGUUUUUUAUCCAGUACUAUUUACUACAACCUAAAAGAAACACUUAACAACAAGAAUAAGAAGAAACACUACUUAAAACAAUAUCAAAAUAGAUUAAAAGCCAGCCUACAUAUUUUCUAGCUUGUUUAGUUCUAUAAACAUCUGUGAUGAAGUGUUUUAGGUGUUAUCGUUUGUAUGAGAUAAGAUUAGUAAUUUAUGUUGAAGAGACAGGUUGUAUAUUUUAUGUUUUUUAUUAGAACAAAUGUUUAGUAGAAUAAAGUUAUUUCCAACUUCCAAGUUUAGGUUGGUCAUCUGAGUGGCUCCAUACGUACUACAUUCGUAAUAGAAUAACUUAAUCUCAACAGAUCAGAAUGCACAAUUUUCUCUAGAUUUGAUAACUACUGAAAGUGUUAGUUUAGAUCUGCACGUUUUGUUUUAAUUGUCAAGGAAGUUAUCAUAUAUCAUAUAGUUAUAUAUCAUAGUAGUGAUAGAUUUUUUAUGUUUAUUAUUGCUGCAAAUUAUCUAAACAUAUGAGGUCAUGUCAAAAAGUAUCUUCAAUAAAUUGUGGAAGUUUUGGAAUGACUUCUUAAUGACCAUUGCACUUGUGUUAAAAACCACAACUUGCGUUUAACAUUUUAUUUAAAUCAAAAGUGCGGCUUUAUGUAAGUUGUGUUUUCAUUUGAAGCUUUCAAUACAACCUGAAAUAAAAGACAUAUUUAAAUUUUAACAGUAAUACUAUGUAAACCUUAAGUUAUUAAUUUAAGUGGCCAAUUAUUUUAAUUUAGAAAUCAUGACUUUGAUGUUUGCUGUAGCAUGUAAUUUUACCUGCUAAUAUAUUUUUGUGGACGAAUGGUUGUGCAAUGAAUACUUUAUGGUGUUAACACUUAACUAAAUGUCUGUUCUAUUGAUUUGUAAUUCCUAUUGAUAGCCAUCCCUAUAUUGCGUUUUAGGUUUUCUUUGUCUUAAAAUAACUAUAUUUAUUAUUGUGAAUUUAAAGAGAACAGUACUACUAAGGAGCUUAGUAAAAAUAUAAUAAACAAGAUGGAUUACUUCUUGUAUGAUUGUUGGCCUUACCAAAAAACCCCAUGCAUUUCUUGGUUUUUAAUUUUUUCACAAUUAUUUCAACUUAAGAUUGUUGUUCUGUUGAUUUAAAGAAUUCUCUUUCUUAGUAAAAAAACCUUUUUUCUAAGUAUUGCAGAGACAGUGAUUUGCAGUGUUAAAAAGUGGUCCGUUAAAUAUGUUUUUAAGUGGUUUCUAGCGUUCUUUUUGUAAACACACCAAAUUGACUAAGAGUGAGCAUUAAUACUUUUCCACAAACCAGUACAGUAGAACUCCGAUUAUCCGAAUCAAUAGGGACCAGACCCCAUUCGGAUAAUAAAAAAUUUGGAUAAUCGGAGUUUUACCGGAAUUCCGGGAAUUUUAAAGAAAAAUCCUCAUUUUUGGUACUAAGUGAACUUUAAAUUAAUAAUAAUUGAAAUAAGAAUAUUUUUACAGUUUACAAUGCUCAUAGUACACGUGUUCUAUACAUGUUAUUAAGUCAAUAGUGUUCCAUCAAAGUCCAAAAUUACACAUUGGGUAAAUGUGUUUCAUAACAAUUCUUUGAUAUUUUGCAAAACUUAUUACUGUAGCUUUACGUUUUUAAAAUUGUUGAAGCAAGCGAUUCGGAUAAUUGGAGAUUCGGUUAAUUGGAGUUCGGAUAAUUGGAGUUCUACUGUAGCUACAUUCCAAUUUACAAAAGUGAAGAAAAAGAACAAUUUUUUUUCAUUUGGUAACAACAACAAAACUUUGACCUCCAAUAAGCAAGACAUUAAAUACAUUUGAAAGUUUUUACAAUGUGAUUCUUUUAAUACUUAACUUUGAAAUGGCGACCAUAGGUCUACGAAUGUAAGUAUUUUAAGCCAAGUAUGAAUGGAGAUGAGUGUAAGAUGAGUGGAUUUUGUUUGUAGUCUUGUUAGUGACCAAGGCUAAAAUAUUCCUUAGACACAGCUGUUAAUUAAUAGCCUUCCUGGAUACACUUGUGUAACUAGGUAACUAUUAAGUUAGAUUAACGAGUUUCUAUGUGCCUAAAACAACUACUGUUAUUGUGAUGUAA
Messenger RNA from Macrosteles quadrilineatus (aster leafhopper), 8168 nucleotides. Its product is annotated as piggyBac transposable element-derived protein 4-like. The coding region runs from base 2811 to 5234 and encodes 807 amino acids. NCBI's taxonomy places the organism in Eukaryota, Metazoa, Arthropoda, Insecta, Hemiptera, Cicadellidae. The transcript is spliced from 2 exons. The record is from RefSeq and is a predicted model, not a curated record.